Paecilomyces variotii is the source of this 1787-nucleotide messenger RNA. Its product is annotated as UBX domain protein. The transcript is spliced from 2 exons. The record is from RefSeq and is a predicted model, not a curated record. Gene Ontology annotation, cellular component: endoplasmic reticulum. Lineage: Eukaryota; Fungi; Ascomycota; Eurotiomycetes; Eurotiales; Thermoascaceae. Gene Ontology annotation, molecular function: ubiquitin binding. Bases 84 to 1634 code for a protein of 516 amino acids.
GGCUCAUGGAGCUGGCUAGCUAGCUCUCUGCGCGUUGCUCUUCGAAGGAUACCAGAUAUACAUGGAAGUGACCCUAUUCCACCAUGUCUGCAGAUGAAAUAGACAUUGCGGAGCUCUCUCCGAGCGAGCAAGAAGCUCUGCAGACCUACACGACGGUAACGGGCCAGGAACCAUCUGCAGCGAUACCACUUCUGCGUCGUUCGCAAUGGAAUGUCCAGAUUGCCAUCUCGAAGUUCUUCGACGGGGAGGGCCCAGAUCCUGUGGAGGAAGCUCGGGCUGCUCUCCACACCCCAUCCCCGCCCCGAGCAAACCGCCAGACACAGAAUCUAAUGAUGGACGAUCUUUCUCGACGACCUGCUCUGUUUUCUCGGGCUGUUGAGCCUGCUCCUCGAAUCCUGACUCAGCCGGAAGACCAGCCAACUUAUCGACCCCCGUUUAUACUCGCGCUCUUCUUCACACCAUUCAAUCUUCUCUACCGUCUGCUUUGCAGCUCUUUCCGGUUAUUUGGAGCUCUAUUCCCCUUCCUGCCGCGUUUCCUCAACGUCACUGCGAACCCAGCACUUCAAGGUGUACGACGAGAUACUCGCGGACGCAGACCCCUCGGCCCCAAAGACACGGCAGCCAGGUUUAUCCGCGAAUUCGAGGAAGAAUACGGCUCUCAUUCCCUUCCGUUCCUGGAAAAUGGAUAUAACAUGGCUCUGGAGAAGGCCCACAGGGAUCUCAAAUUCUUGCUGGUAGUCCUUCUUUCACCAGAGCAUGAUGACACCACAACCUGGGUCCGGGAGACUCUGCUCUCUCGAGAGGUGACAGAUUACCUCAAUGACCCUUCUAACAACUUCCUGAUUUGGGGUGGGAACGUGCUAGACUCAGAGGCUUAUCAAGUGGCCAAUUCCUUGCGCUGCACCAAAUUCCCUUUUGCAUCCGUAAUCGUACACACCCCUAAUGUCUCCUCCACGGCAAUGUCAGUCAUCACGAGGAUAGCGGGCAACACAACUCCCUCUGAGUUCGUCGAGAAACUGAGAACAGCUGCAGCACAGCACCGCGAGCCACUAGACCGGGUUCGUUCAACGCGCGCAGAGCAACAGGCCUCGCGUAGCCUUCGAGAGCAACAGGAUUCCGCAUACGAACGGUCCCUAGCUCAGGAUCGGGAACGAGCGCGACAGCGCCGUGAAGCCGAGGCGGCCCGACAGCGCGAGGAACAGGAAGCUGCCGCAAGAAGGGCGGCAGAAGAGAAAUUGAAGCGGGAUCGGGAGCAGUGGAAGAAGUGGCGCAUACAGUCCCUCCCUGCUGAACCUGGCCCCGACGUCAAGGAUGCUGUGCGUGUAAGCGUCCGAUUACCGUCUGGUGAGAGGGUCAUCCGCAAAUUUGCGGCCGAUGCAGAUAUCGAGGAGCUCUACGCUUUUGUUGAAUGUUACGAUGUUCUUCAGGCGGCUGAAGGGGCAGACGGCACCGAGAAGACGCCAGAACCUGAGGGUUUCGAACAUAAGUAUCCCUUCCGACUAGUAUCUCCCAUGCCUCGGACGGUCUUUGAAGUUGAAGCAGGUGGGUCUGUCCGCGAGCGUAUCGGCCGGGGAGGAAACCUUGUGGUAGAGCCUAUAGAUGACGAUGAGGAGGAAGAGGAGGACGAAUCUUAAAUAUAACAUUAAAUCAUAGCCGCCUUCUGCGAGCCUAUUCAAACCAGACCGUACAGUCAUUCUCGAUACUGACUCAAAUCCACAUGGUCCCAGAUGUCUGUUCCAAUGGUAAUAGGCCGCCAAAAGAAAAGAAGAGAGAAAUUUACCUUAUAU